Haliotis rubra (blacklip abalone) is the source of this 1038-nucleotide messenger RNA. RefSeq names its product aquaporin-9-like. Bases 27 to 953 code for a protein of 308 amino acids. NCBI's taxonomy places the organism in Eukaryota, Metazoa, Mollusca, Gastropoda, Lepetellida, Haliotidae. Gene Ontology annotation, cellular component: plasma membrane; basolateral plasma membrane. The record is from RefSeq and is a predicted model, not a curated record. Gene Ontology annotation, biological process: glycerol transmembrane transport; water transport. Gene Ontology annotation, molecular function: glycerol channel activity; water channel activity. The transcript is spliced from 7 exons.
CUUGGCACGGAGGUGUAACCUUUGAAAUGGGAUUAAAGGCAAUUAAGAAUAAGCUGAGACUUGAAAAUUUGCUUGCCCGGCAAAUCUUUGCGGAAUUUUGGGGAACAUUUAUACUUGUGACAUUUGCCGUCGCCUCAGGAGCUCAGUAUGUCCUUAGUCGUAAGGAGCUCAGCAGUUUCCUUACCGUCAACUUUGCUGGAGGCAUGGGACUCACACUUGGAAUCUACUGGUCAGGAGCGGUGUCAGGAGGGUCUUUAAACCCGGCUGUGACACUGGGCCUGUGUUUGAGGGGCAUCGUGCCGUGGUACAAGUGGCCCUUCUACACGAUAGCCAACCUGUGUGGGGCCUUCUUCGCCGCCGCUGUUCAGUAUGGACUUUAUCGUGAUGCUAUCAACCACUACGAUGGCGGCAUCCGAUACACCACCGGCGUCAACGCAACUGCGGGCAUAUUCGCAACAUAUCCACAACCUUAUGUCUCGACCGCCAGCUGCCUCUUUGAUCAGGUUUUUGGUACCUUCAUCUUAGUCGGGUGUAUUCUGGCAAUAACAGACAAAAACAACAUGCUACCUCAUAAAGGUUUCGUACCUGUGGCGCUCGGGUCCAUUGUUUUUGCCAUAGGAACAUGCUUCGCCCUCAACUGUGGUUACGCCAUCAACCCAGCUAGAGAUCUUGGACCGAGAAUAUUUACAGCUUUAGCCGGGUGGGGUACAGAACCAUUCACGUUCCGAAAUUACUGGUUCUGGGUGCCCAUCGUGGGCCCAAUGCUUGGGUCCUUCACGUCGUGGGUUAUAUAUUACUUCUUUAUAGAGAUGCACUUCCCAGAUGAGGAGGAGGAGGUCACCGUCGACGUCAAGCAAAAUGACGUUAGAAAUAAUGAAACGCCGUUAGAUGGUUACGUAAAUGAGGGAUUCACCGGUGAUCAAACGUCACGAACGCAUCAAACGAGACUAUAGUAACGGGAACAUGAAACUAGAAGAAGAAACACGCCACGCCCACACACCUGUUGCAGACAGGUAUCGGUCGAAGACUAACGAUAUG